Leptopilina boulardi is the source of this 5503-nucleotide messenger RNA. RefSeq names its product chaoptin. Gene Ontology annotation, molecular function: protein binding. The transcript is spliced from 9 exons. Bases 137 to 4162 code for a protein of 1341 amino acids. NCBI's taxonomy places the organism in Eukaryota, Metazoa, Arthropoda, Insecta, Hymenoptera, Figitidae. The record is from RefSeq and is a predicted model, not a curated record.
GCUUUAUAUUUGAAUAAAAUCAUGAUUUUUAUUAGUGAUAAUUCGUGAUUUUUUUUUUGUUAUAUAGUUGUUUGAAUUGUGUUAUUAUAUAGAUAUUAUUUUAAAAUCAUCAAAAGGAUAACAAUUAUCAUACAAAAUGGAUAUAUAUUUGAAAUUGAUCUUGGCAUUGUGUAUGAUUGCACCAAAUUUUGCACAAUGGCGACCGUGUGUUGAAUUAAAAAGAGAUCUUCAUGUACCAUGCGAAUGUAAAAUUCCUCUGAAACGUCAAAAAACAAUUGAAAUGAAAUGUGACAGGGUUGUUUUUUCACGUGACACUGCAAAAGAAUUGAGAGGACAACCUAUUGUUGCAUUUAGUCAAAGAAGCGCAGGUUAUCGUAAUUUACCCGAAGAUGUUAUUAAUUUUCUUCCAUCAUUAGAAGAAUUGGAUCUCUCUGAAAAUUUAAUAUAUAGACUAAUGGAUCGAAUACUUCAGGGUCAGAGUCGAAUAAAAAAACUUUGGCUAGAAGGUAAUUUUCUUGGUGACAGUUUAAAUCCAAUUUUUUCAAGUAAUGAAUUUCAUGGAAUGUCAAAUUUGAUGCUGCUAAAUAUUAAUAGAAAUGGAAUAAAAAGCAUUGAAGAGGGUAUAUUUAAAGGUUGUAUCAACCUUCAAGAAUUAUAUUUGGCCAAUAAUAAUUUAACUUCUAUUCCAACGAAAUCUCUCAAGGGUCCAACAUCAUUGGCAAUUCUUUCACUAGCUGGAAAUAAUAUAGUUUCUCUACCUCGUGGUGCUUUUUCCACUCUGGAAUCUUUAUUUAAAUUAGAUCUUAGUCAUAAUGGAUUGUCUCAUAUGGAAGAUGGUGCCCUUAUUGGUAUGGAGAACUUACUCUACCUCAAUAUUGCUCACAAUGAUUUGUCACGAUUCAACAGUGAUGUCUUUAAAGGAGCAUACAAUCUACGGGAACUUGACCUAGCUGCAAACUUUCUCCACGAGUUUCCUACGGACGCUUUGAGACAUUUGGAUGAGUUGAAAUUUUUAAAUAUUUCUGACAACUUAAUAACAGAAAUACAACAAAAUCAUUUGUCCAGUAUGAACAAAUUGCAGGUAUUAGAUUUAAGUAGAAACUACAUAGGUCGUCUUGGAAUUAAUGCCUUCUCGAGUUUGUCAGCUCUUACAAAAUUAGACUUGAGUCUUAAUGCUCUGAGAACAAUUGAAGAAUCGGCUUUUGAAGGUCUAACAAAAUUAGAAUGGUUAUCAUUAGAGGACAAUAAUAUUCUUUUAAUUCCAUCAACAGCAUUAGCACGACUUCCUUCACUAACUCAUUUACAACUUGAAUUUAAUAGAAUUGCCGCUAUUUCCACUGAAUUAAUACGUCCAAUUGCAUCAAAUCUUCUUGUUCUUGGAUUAAAUCGUAAUCUUGUUCGUGAAAUUCCAUCAAGAAUUUUUCACAAUUUUGAACGUUUAGUUAGCAUUGAAUUAUCAGGCAAUAUUCUUUCAACAGUGACAUCAUUAACAUUUGCCGGUUUAGAAGAUACAUUAUUGAGUCUUGAUCUUUCUCAUAAUCGUUUAACAUCAAUUGGCGAGAAUUUAUCAUUAAAAAAUCUUCUCUAUUUAAAUUUAUCAUAUAAUCAAUUAAAACGUAUAUCACCAGAAAUAUUUCUUCAUUUAACAAAUUUAGUUACACUAAAUUUACGUAAUAAUCCACUAUACGGUGGAUUCCCACCAAUAUUUCCUCAAUCAUUAAGAAAACUCGAUGCCUCUUAUACUGGUUUAAAAAUAUUGCCAGCAAUAUUAUUUUUAAAUCUUCAUAAUUUAGAACAUAUUUCAUUAAUUGGUAAUAAAAUUAAAGAAAUAAAUGAGAAUACAUUUCAACAUUUGUAUAAUUUAACAUUUAUUGAUUUAUCUGAUAAUCAAAUUGAAUAUAUCGAUAGAAGUGCAUUUGUUGGUACAAUUAAUUUAUUUAAAUUAAAUUUAAAAGGAAAUAAAUUAACAUCAUUUGUUGGUGAACAUUUUAAUACGGGGACAAAUCUUCAAAUUUUAGAUUUAUCGAACAAUAAUAUUAAUCAAUUAUCAUUAACAUCAUUUGUCAUUCAUCCAAGAUUAAGGGAAUUAAAUCUCUCUGGCAAUAAAUUUAUUCAAUUUCCAAGUGAUUUUGUUAAAACACUACAAUUUUUGGAAAUAUUAAAUCUCUCCAAUAAUAUGUUGAACGUUAUUGAUGAAUUUGGAUUUUCACAGAUGUCUCGUCUACGAAUUUUGGAAUUAUCAAAUAAUCAAAUAGAAUCUGUUGAUGAGCUUGCAUUUCAUAAUUCAACACAAUUGCAAAUAAUUGAUCUCUCUGAUAAUAAUUUAGAAUCAUUGAGUGAACGUGCAUUGGAAGGUGUUCUUCGUUUAGAAUAUUUAAAUCUUGAAAAUAAUAAAUUAACAACACUUGCCGAGGCAAUAUUUGAUCAAUCAAGAAUAAGAUCAGUGGAAAAAAUUAAUUUAUCUAAAAAUAAAUUCACUGAAAUACCAACACGUACAUUAAAAAAACAAUCGUCAUCGCUUUAUUAUUUAAAUAUGGCAAAAAAUCGACUUGUUGAAGUAUUUUCACAGGAUAUUGUUGGUAAUGUAAAAAAUUUGGAUCUUUCGGAAAAUGCAUUAAGUGAAAAUGCUGUACGCAGUAUAUUGGGUGAUGCAAAAAUUUUACGUUCACUUAAUCUUGCACAAACUGGCAUUAAAAAUAUAGCACAUCUUGAAACGCCAUUUUUACGUUAUUUAAAUUUAUCUGGUAAUAUGAUUUUAAAUAUUAAACCAAUUGCAUUGGAACGUACAACAAUGUUGGAAAGUUUGGAUAUAUCAAAAAAUCGUUUAACUGAUUUUAACGAUAUGAUUGAUACAUUUAAAACACUUUCUGUACUUAAAAAUUUGGAUAUAUCGAGUAAUCCAAUAAAAACAAUAAAUGAAAGUAGCUUCGAAGGAUUGGAAAUGUUGCGUUCAUUGAAAAUGUCAAAUUUCACAAAUUGUACAAGAAUUGAAAAAAGUGCUUUUAAAAUGUUACAAAAUAAAUUACAAUUAUUGGAAGCUUAUGAUUAUCCAAGGCUGGGUUAUUUUGAUUUACAGGGCAUUUUAAAGGAAAUGAAAAAUUUGAAAGAAUUGGAUGUUGAAAUCAAGGAUUCAAUAAUUGGUAACGAGCAAUUGUCAAUUAAAAGUCAUCCUCGUCUUGAUAAAUUAACAUUAAGAGGAGAAAGAUUGCGUAGUAUACUUUCAAGUUCAUUGGCUGGAAUUCGUGUACCAAAUUUUUCACUAGGCUUAAAGAAUACAUCGAUAAAUUCUAUUCCACCGACACUUUUUUUUCCAGUUCCUAAAUCAACAAAAAUUAUAUUAGAUGUUGCCGGCAGUAAAUUACAAACAAUUCCAUCUCAAUUAAUAACUGCUUUAGAUGAACGUAGCGGUUCAAUUGAAUUAAAAGGAUUGGAUUCAAUAAAUUGUGAUUGUGAAAUUAAACCACUUUGGCGUUGGUUAAAAUCAAAAUCAAUUUCCAAAUCAAUAAAAUGCAAAACACCUGAUUAUAUUGCUAAUAAAAUACUUAUUGAUUUAACUGAAGAACAUUUGUCAUGCGAUCAAAUUGUAUCGAAGAAAAUUGAAACAACAGAAUUGACAACAACAUCAAUGAAAUCAACAACAUUUGAACCGGAAAUUAUUUGGACAGUUGCACCAACAAUUGAGGAAAAUCGUAAUAAACAUUAUAAUGGUGAUUCGGCAAUUAAUCCAACAAUUAUUAAUUCAGCUGGAACUGAUGAUACAUUAAUUAUAAGUAUUGUCGGUGGUGUUGUUGCAUUUAUUGCAAUUGUCAUUAUUAUUAUUUGUAUUUGCCGAUUACGUUGGAGUAGUCAAAUGAAUGAUGCACAUAUGGCAGCGGCAAUGGCAUCGAGUAUUCAUGAUGCAUCAAUGAUUCGACCAGGUAGUGUUGCAUAUUCGGGAAAAAUGGGCAAUCAAGAACUCUAUGUUGGCUCAUAUAAUGGAUCAACAUUAGGUCAUGGCAAUGGAUUAUCAGUACCAACAACACCAGUGCCAAUGUUGCCAUUCGUUCAACCAAUGCAAAUGGUUCAAAGUCCAGUUUCACCGCAACCAAUUUAUGGAUAUUAUGAUAAUCAACCGUUGCCCAUGUAUGUAACAUGUCCAUCGGAGAACAAAUUCGAUAGAUAAUUUUUUUUUUUUUUUCUUUUUUCAUUCAUAUUUAGAUUUUAAAUUUCUAAUUAUUAUUUGCCAAACAUUUUUUGGGAUUAAAUAAGCUCUAGAACAAAUUUUUUUUUAGAAUUAUCAUAUAAGGGACGCAUGGAUAAGGUCUAAAACAAAUUUAAUAAAAUUUUAAUCAGCAGAAUAUUAAUUUGCCAGAAAGUCAAUUUGGAUUGAAUUUUAAUUGGGCAGAAAAUCUAUUUGAUCGAAUUUUAAUUUGACAAAUUAAAUUUGACCGAAUUUAAAAUUUCCCGAAACAUGGUUUUAAUAGAAUAUUAAUAGUGCAGAAAAACAAUUUGACAGAAAUCUACUUUACCAAAAUGUAUAUUUGUUCGAAUAUUAAUUUUCCAGAAAGUUAAUUUGACCGAAAAUUAAUUUAUCAGAAUUCCAAUUUGAUCGAAUUUUAAUUUGCCAGAAAGUCAAUUUCAUUGAAUUUGAAUUUGGCGGAAAAAUAAUUUGAUCGAAAUUUUCAAUUUGUGCGAAAUGUUUUUUCAUAGAAUUUUAUAAUUUAGCAGAAAGGUAAUUUUUAAUAGAAUCUCCUAUAAUAUAGCAGAAUCAAAAAUUAGGCAGAAAUUUACCUUACCAGAAAGUAUAUAUUUAUUCAAACAUUAAUUUGCCAGAAACUCAAUUUCACCGAAAAUAAAUUUGACCGAAAUAUUUCGGCGCGAAUUUUAAAAAUUAACAAUUUUCUUAAUAAUUUCCUAUUGGUCAAUUUUAAAAUUUGCGCCGUAAUAUUUCGGUCAAAUUCAAUUUAUGACAAAUUAAAAUUCGAUCAAAUUGAUUUUCUGCCAAAUUAAAAUUCGAUUAAAUUGACUUUCUGGUAAAUUAAUAUUCUGCUGAUUACAAUUCUAUGAAAUAUAUAAUUUCUAAAAAAUUUGUUUUAGAGCUUAUUCAUGCGUUAGAAAUUUUAUACUAGAAUAUUACUUUUUGCAGAAUAUUAAAUUGUUAAAAUAUUAAUUUUACAGAAUUAUUUAUUAAACCGAUUGUCAAUGAAAAAAAUAAAAUAUUUAAUUUAUUCAAAUAAUAAUUAUUUAAUAAAUAUUUAUUUGAUAAUAGUCAAGUAUAUAACCGAUUAUUUGGAUUAAAUUAAUUUUUUAUUCGGAAAUUUUAUUUUUGAAAUUUAGCGUCAAAUUAUUUAUGUCAAAUUUAUUUUCGAUUACAUUUCAUUUUUUGAAUAAUAUUCGUUAGACGUUUUCGUCUAAAUAAAAUUUGUUUGCAAAAAUAAAAUAUUUGCAAUCGAUUUAAUGAAAAUUCUCUGCAAAUUUAUAAUAUUUAAAAAAAAUUUAAUAUUCUGCAAAAAUAAUAUAUUCU